AUGAUUCGAUUACGUUCAAACACUAACAUUCAAUCCCAACCUGCACAAACCGAUAAUCGCAAAACAGUCUAUAAUUUUGACUAUGAUGAUGAACGUCGAGCAUUACGCGAAGAAUUGGAAAAAUUUCGUCAAGAAAAUGCAUUACUUCGAAAAUCAUUUCAAUUAAACAGUAAUCAAACUCAUGGUGACAAACAAGAAAAAUCCAUAAUUAAAACACCAGCUGUUAGUCAAAAUAUUCAAACAUUAAAUUCGACUGAUUCGGGUUUCAAUACAACAACGGUUGGAAUGUCAAAUACAUUUUUAAGUAGUAGUGCUUUACAAAUUGAGCUUAACGAAUAUAAAGAACGAGAACGAAAAUUGCAAGAACAAGUUAAUUCAUUACGAAAACAACUCGAAACAUCGUUACCACAAACGAAUGAAACUCUUGCUGAAUUAGAUCGUGCUCGUCGACGAAUUCAACAAUAUGAAAGUGAUAUUAAAAAUUAUGAACAACAACAAUCAAAAUCUGAACGUGUAUUACAACGUUUACAAGCUGAUUAUGAAGCUCGAAUUGCUACUUUGGUUGAACAACAACAAAAACAAAUAGUGGAUUUUGAAACUUAUCGACAUGAACCCGAUGAAACAAGUCCGAAUGUUAAUAUUGAAGAAUAUCGUCAGGCAAUUAAUGAUCGAAAUCGGAUAAUUCAACAACUCGAAGAAGCAAUCAAUGAAAUAACGGUUCGUUUACGUACUCCAUUUACGUUGAUGCUUCCAUCUCACUCAUCAACAUCAGAAUGGACAGAUGAACAUAGUCAAAAUUUAAUUCGUGAAUUGAAUACUCAAAUGCAAGCUCAUUUGGAAACUGUCGAUCAAUUGCGAGCCGAAUGUGUUGAACUUCGACGAAGUGAAAAAAAUUUAAGAAAUCAAGUUGAAAGUUUAACUCAACUUAUCAAUGCACCCAAUAGAAAUCUAGGAUUGCCUCCUCUACCACGUCCGUCAACUUCAUCCUCUAAGACUGUUGAUACUUUUGAAGAUGCUCGACAAGUUCAAGAUCUUCAAACCGUAGUUGUUCAAAUAACAUUACAACUUCAAAGUGAUGCAGAAAAUGUAUCGGGUUUAACAAAUCGUGUUGCACAAAUGAUUCGAGAUCGUGAUGAAUGGAACGAUAAACUCAAUCGAUUACACGAUGAAAUCGAGAAAAAAAAUGUUCAUAUUCGACAAUUAGAAAAACGCGAACCAGAAGUUGAAAGUCGUAUUCGUCAACAAUUCGUAUUACAAAUUGAAGCACUACAACGUGAUAUUAGAAGUUUACAAGAAGAACUUAAUAAUCGUGAUCGUCUUUUAUAUGAACUUAAAAAUGAAAAGAAAGAAAUACAAACAAAGACACGAAAAGACUAUGAAAGAUUUGAUCAAAUUAAUGCUCAAGAAAGAACAAAUUUACAAGGUCAACUUCGAACAGCAAAUGAAAACCUUAUGAAUCUUCAACAACAAUUGGUCGAGGAACACACACAAAAUGAUGAUUUACGAAGAAAAUAUGAAAAAAUUGAAAGACGUCAACUUGAACGAGAUAGAGAUUUUGAAAAAGAAAAACAUAUUGAAUUACAAAAUGCAUUAAAUCUUACUAAUCGACGAUUUUCUGAACUUCAAACUGAAUAUGAUCGAGAAAGAACUCAUACUAAUGAUGAAAUACAAAAUUUAAGACGUGAAAAUCAAGCUAUUAAAGAUCGAUAUCGUGAUGUUGAUAAUAAAAUGUUUGAAUUAACAAAAAGAAAUGAUGAAUUAAAAUCACAAGUAUCUGUCUAUGAAAUUCGAUUUCAUGAUAAUGAAGAUAAUGAUAAACGAUAUCAAAAUGAAAUAGCUAAAUUAAAACGUGAUAUUCAAGAUAUAUCACGAGAAAAUGAAGAUCGUAUUCAUGAUAUUAACGAAUGGAAACGUAAAUAUGAAAUAAUAAAAAAUGAUUUAAAUACUGCAAAAUAUGAAAAAGAAAGAAUUGUAUCAGAAAAUCAAACUAUAAAUCAUGAAAAUGUUCAACUUAAACAUGAUAUUGAUGAACUUACAAUUCGAAUUCGUCUUCAAAUUCAAGAAGAAUAUGAAGAUGAAUAUCGUCAAUUAAAUAGUCGUCGAGAAAGUGAAGUUCAAAAUGUUCGUAAAGACAAAGAAGCUAUUCAAUAUGACCUUGAGCAAUUGAGUACAGAAAGAACACGUCUUGCAGAUCGAUUACAAGCAGUAGAUUAUAAUUUAAAACAAGCAAAUGAAACAAUUGAGAGCUAUAAAACUGAUAUCGAUCGCCUUAGGACAGCUCUUAACAUAUCACAAGAGAAAAAUGAAGGACUUGAACGUGAACUAUCUCGUUCAUAUGCCGAAGAAUUAAAAACGAAAACUGAUCGUAUACAAGAUUUAGAAUACAAAUAUCGAGCAGCUGAAAAACAAUUAAAUCAAUAUGAACAAACAAUUCAUGAUCUUCGUCAAGAGAAUGCAAAACUUAUUGAAGAUAAUGAACGUCUUCGACGUGAAUAUAAUCAAUAUCGAUUAGAACAACAAAAUAGUCGUGAUUCUACACAAAAAAAUUUAACAGCAGUUGAAGAACGUGUUCGAAAAGAAGUUGUUCAAGCUACUGAAAACAAACAGGAAUUGAUUGAAAUUGAACAAUUAGAACACGAUAUUGAAACCCAAGAACAUUUUAUUAGAACCUAUACUGAAACAAGUCCACAACGACGAGAUCAACAAUUUGAAAGGCUUCCUGGCAAUACUCGACAAGUUCAUUCUAUAGAUAAUACUUCAGUUAUUGGAACAUUACAAGGACAAUAUAUAAUACGUGAUCGACGAAGUGAACAAGCAUUGAAUGAAAAUACAUUAACUAUUAAUGAAUAUGAACGUCGUAUAAGUGAAUUACAAACAGUUAUUCGUGAAAAAGAACAUGAAAUUCUUAAUAUAGAUGCUAAAUUACAACAAACUGAACAAACACUUAAUACUCAACAACAUGAACUUGACACUUGCCGACAAAAACGUGAUAUUUUAAAUGUUGAUUUAAAUAUUGCAAUUGAAGAAAACGAAACUUAUUUAGAUAAAAUUAAAACUUUAGAAAAACAAUUAGAAAUGUCUCAUCUUCGAAAUAUAUCAUCCGAACAAAAUGCUCAAUAUCAAAAUAUAAUCGAUGAUCUUAAAGCUAGACUUCGAAAUCAAGAAGAUACAAUACAGAAUCUUCAACGUACAAUAUCUGAUUCUGAUAGAACAUUAAGAGAAACUCGUCAAACUCAUCAAAGUAUUCAAAGUGAUUAUAAUCGAGCACAACUUCGUUAUGAACAAAUGGAAAAUCAAUAUAAAGCUGAUUUAGAAAAUCGUGAUCAAACUAUUGCUUCUUUACGUAAAAAAGUAGCUGAUACAGAUCAAGAAAUCAAAAGAUUACGUGAAAGUGAUAUUGCUAAAGAAGCAGUUAUUAGCAAAUUACGUUCAAAAUCUCGUGAAUCCAAUGAAGAAUCACGAAGUGAAUAUUCAGGAGCACGAGCUCCUACAAAUGUUGGCUUGAGAUUAGAACUUCAAAAGAAAGAUGAUCACAUUGACGAACUUAAACGACAAUUAGAACGAGCUCGUAGAGACAUAUCUUCAAGUGGACGAGAUGACUCGUCCACUGUUCAACAUGCUCAACGAGUAGAAGUUCAUCGCCGUCCUCGCCUGACAAGUUUUGAUCAUCUAAAUCGGGAAGAACUUCUAUAUGAACUUGAAAUGGCUCUACAAGAUAACGAAGGAUUAGUUCAACAAUUAGCAAAACUAGCACGACAAAAAUAUGUUAAUCAAGUUUUAUGGCGUAAACUUGAUGCAUUAAUUGAUAUCCAAGGUUCAAAUACACGAGCAGAAUUAGCCAUUGAAUUAGCCAAUUAUCAUGAUGAACUUGAAGCAUUAAAAGCUAAACAACAUCGUGUCAAUGAUACUCGUCUUGCUAUGCUCAAUGCUAGUUCGAGAUCAUCAUCAGGUGUUUGUCUAGUGAUUCGUUAUUGUCUAAUUGAUUCUUCUUCAAUUCGACAACGUCGGUAUAGUGAUGAGGAUUGUAAUCGAGAACUUUCUACAUUUAUUAAUAUGGUUACAUCAAAUGAAAAAAUGGAUCAUUCUUAUGAUACUAAAAAUAUAGAAGAACUUCAAGAAAUAAUUCGUAAUCAAAAGAAAUAUAUUGAACAAUUGCAAAUACGUAUUCGUAUAAAUGCACCAGAUAUAAUUCAAUCAACAACAUUACAACAAUUGACUGAACAAAAUAAGAAUUUAAAUCUUGUUAUUCAAACUUAUAAAAAUGAAUCAAAUAUAUUAAAAAAUGCACUUGAAAAACUCAAUAAAACUAGUGAAUGUAAUCGAAUAACAUUACAACAAUAUCAAAAUCUCAUUAAAAAACAACAAAAUUAUAUUGAACAAAUAAAUAAAAAAUCAAAUCAAUACGAACAAUUAUCCAAGAAAUAUGAUCUUCAUCCAACUAUAUUAAAUGAAAAACAAAAUAGAAUUAAUGAUUUAAUAAUUGAUUUAAAUAAAAAUAAUUUACCAGAAUAUGAUAAAAUAAAAAAAACAUCAUUAAACAAAAAAGAUAGUGGUGUUGAAAGUGUUAUAGACAGUACUCGUUAUACUUUAACACAACAAGAAUAUCAACGACAAAUCACUGAUAAAGAUGAUCAUAUUAGACAAUUAACAAAAGACCUUAAUGACUUGAAAAAAGUUCAUGAAACUGAAUUAAAUCAAUAUCGUCUCAAAUCAGAAAAGACUCAUACAGAUUUGAUUGACGAUUUAAAUGCUAAACAAAAUGAUUUACGUCAAGCACGUUUACAAAUUGAUUUAUUAAAAUCAACAAAAACUCAACUUGAACAAGCUCAAGAUCAAAAUCAAAGAUUACAAGCUGAAAUAAAACUCUUACAAAAUGAAAUGAAUAAUAAAAAAGAUUUAAUUGAUCAUUUUGAAAAACAAAUUAAUUUAUUAGAAAAACAAAUAUCAUCUCGUGAUGGUGGUACAGGUGAAAUGACAAUUCGAACAAGUGAAAUGUCUGAAUUAUUAGAAGAAAUGCGUCGUCUUCGUCAUGAUCUUGAACGAAGUAUUCAAAAACAAAAUGAAUUACAAGCUAAAUUAGAUGAAAAUAUUCGUCUAUCACGAACAGCACGUGAAUUUUCAUUUUCUGGCCGUGGUGUUUCAUAUCCUGAUCUUCGUAUUAUUGAUGGAACAGGUUCAAUUGGUGCUGAAAAUAUAUCAUUAAUUAGUAUGACUGAUGAAAAACGUUCAAGACCACUUGGAUCAUCAACAACAGAACUUGAACCUGAACAAAUAAAUCGUGGAAAAAAAUAUAUUGUUGGUGAAUUAGAAAAUCAUGAAAAUCUUCGACGAUUAAUAGCGGAUAUUAAAAUUGAAUUAAAAGCACUUGAAGUUAAACUUAAAGAAAAACUUCGAUCAAAAUUUACUUCAUCAAUGACUGAACCAUCAACAGAAUGGCUUGAACAACGUUUAAAUUCUCUUAAUCAAUGUCUUACACGUUUAGAACAAACUUAUCGAUUAAUUGAAUCAUAUUGGCCAGCAUUUUUACCAAUAAAGAAUAGUUAUGAUGAACAUCAAUUUAAUGAUCCACGUCUUGCUGAUGAAAAUAAAGAACUUCGAAUAUCUCAAACAAAAUAUAUUCAAGAGUUACAAAAUUUAAGACAGAAAUAUAAAGAACAAUCAGCUUAUAUGGAUCAAAUACUUGCUCAAUUGACAGUAAGUUUCUUUCCUAAAAAUUAA
Messenger RNA from Rotaria sp. Silwood2, 5718 nucleotides. NCBI's taxonomy places the organism in Eukaryota, Metazoa, Rotifera, Eurotatoria, Philodinida, Philodinidae. The record is from the annotation of a GenBank genome assembly.